UUAUACAUUUGUUAUGGUAUGAGUGCAUUAAUCAUUAAUAUUAUAAGGUGCCCAACUUGUGCCAUAUUAGGGAAAUACCAACAAAAAGGAUGGGGUAGAACACAAACUUCAAUCUCAACUAUUAUCAAAAUUUUCUCAUCACAGCCCUACACCCUCAUCCUACCAAACUCCGAAGAAGACAUAACCGGAGCAGCCGAAACAACAAACUGGCUCUCCAAUAACCUCCAACCCCUCCUCCCCACCGGCGUCGAACCCAACCUCCUCAACCUCGCCCUCGCCGGCCACAGAAGAGGCGGCCACUUCUCUCUCGCCCUCAGCCACGCACAAACCGCUCCCAACUUCUCCGCACUCAUCGGCGUCGACCCAGUCGUCGGAACAAGCAAAACCGCCCAAACCCCUCCUCAAAUCCUCACCUACAAACCCUCCUCCUUUGAGCUAGGGUUUCCGGCGGUGGUGAUCGGGCCAGGGCUCGGCAGCCAGAAGAAGAAUUUCCUAUUUCCAGCUUGUGCACCUGAUGGAGUCAGCCAUAAUGAGUUCUAUAGGGAAUGCCAGGCUCCUUGCUAUCAUUUUGUGAUAUCGGACUUCGGCCAUGUCGAUAUGGUGUAUGACAACGCGCCGAAGAUAUUUAGAUGCGCAUGCAAGAAUGGGGACGGUAACUGCAGAGAUCUCAUGAGAAGGAGCAUUGCAGGGACUGUUGUUACCUUUCUGAGAGGCUGCUUUGAGGACCAAAAGGGAGAUCUCAGAGUGAUCCUUGCUGAUCCUCAGUCUGCUCCAGCUAAACUAGACCCUGUUUCGUGCCGCGGGAGCUGAAUAACAAAAACAAAGGUGCCAAUAUUUGGUAUCUAUAACUACUACUACUACUACCAACGAAAGCUUUUACUCCAAUUUGGG
Asparagus officinalis (garden asparagus) is the source of this 891-nucleotide messenger RNA. RefSeq names its product chlorophyllase-1-like. NCBI's taxonomy places the organism in Eukaryota, Viridiplantae, Streptophyta, Magnoliopsida, Asparagales, Asparagaceae. The transcript has a single exon. Gene Ontology annotation, biological process: chlorophyll catabolic process. Gene Ontology annotation, molecular function: chlorophyllase activity. The coding region runs from base 19 to 810 and encodes 263 amino acids. The record is from RefSeq and is a predicted model, not a curated record.